Messenger RNA from Sander lucioperca (pikeperch), 2161 nucleotides. It is a transcript of the gene asphd2, whose product is annotated as aspartate beta-hydroxylase domain containing 2. The transcript is spliced from 4 exons. The record is from RefSeq and is a predicted model, not a curated record. Lineage: Eukaryota; Metazoa; Chordata; Actinopteri; Perciformes; Percidae. The coding region runs from base 654 to 1763 and encodes 369 amino acids.
GUUACUUGACGCUGGGUGUCUUCUCCUGGUGGAGCUUCAGUAUUUACAACAAUAUUGUCUGUAGCCUAUCCGACGCUGCUGUCCAUCACAGAUAGACAGGGAGCCAAACCGUCGCUGGAACAGCUUUCUGAUUUUUCUCUGCUAUAUGAUGGCUGUCGGCUCCAGUUAGGACUUCUUUUGCGCAUUUUGGAGAUAUUUCCUAUAAUGUUGGCGAGUGAUAUCCGUCUACCUUGUGCACUGCAGUGGUGCGCAGCUUCGCCUGGAGAAACACCUGUGCGCCUCUCCUCUUCCUCUCCACUGGCCACAGUCAGGAAUGUUGAGUAGAGAACACAUUACCCUAAGGCUCGGUGUCUGUCUGCGUUUGUCUGAAAGAACGAGAGAGAGAGCAGCAUUAAUACGGCACAGCCAGACAUCAUGCAAGGAGAAACCUUCCCUCGUUGUAGAGUGCUGAAAUGUUAGGAUCAACGAGCGUGUGUGUCGGAUCAAAUCAGACUGUUUACCAUAGGGGGGGUGAUAAGAGCUGCUUGACAUUAGACUCACUCACGCCCUGUGUGUGGUUCAAGGCCCCUUUAAAUCACGAUCAAGAAAAGACGUGUUAACUGAUCUCUCAUCAGCACCCCACAUCAGAUUCAGCAAUCCAGAAACGAGCCAAGAUGGAGUGGUCACUGGACAAUGUGAGGGAGAUGGUGGCUGGAGGGAUGCAGUCUAUAAGGGAGUGUGAGAUCUGUGCUUUUGCCAUAGCCAUGUGUGUGCUGCUGCUGUUUAUGUGGUAUUGUUACAGGGUGGGCCGGGAGCAUGGCUCCAGCCCUCUGCGUGGGAGGUAUCUGGCUGGGCCCAGCCGAAUUGGAGGGGUGGUGGGGGGCUUCAUGAGCUCAGACUGCCGUGGCAGGGGGAAAGGAAAGCCUGGAUCAAUGCUAGAAGAGCAGAACGGCUUCGCUUUCUGCCAAUCGUCAGAGUGCUUCCGAUGUACCAGCGCCGGAGAGAGUCUGAACCAGAGGCUCUACCACAGCCUGCAGGAUUACGCCAAGCGCUACACCUGGUCAGGUAUGGGCAGGGUGCAUAAAGGAGUCCGUGAUCAAGGCCGAUACCUUAACAGCAGACCAACCAUCCAGCGGCCAGAGGUCUUCUUCCUCCCAGACCUACCGUCAGCCCCUUUCUUCUCCAGAGAAGUACAGAGACACGACGUGGAGCUACUGGAGCAGAGCUUCCCCGCCCUUCUGGCCGAGUUCGAGAGCAUCUACCACCAACCUCCAGCACGCAGCGGCUCCUCCCUGCCGCCGGGGUGGAAAGCCAACAACACUCCUCGCGGGCAGUGGUGGACCUACUACCUGGUAAACCAAGGCACCCCUCUGGUUCUCAAUGUCAGGAGGUGUCCACGGGCCUGGAGGGUGCUGGGCCAGCUGCGUACCUUCAUCGCCAACAACGUGUUCGGAAACGCCUGCUUCUCUGUGCUGACGCCUGGAGCUCUGAUCACUGAGCAUUACGGUCCGACAAAUGUCAGGCUGCGCUGCCACCUGGGUCUCAGAGUGCCCCCUUCCUGUGAGCUUGUAGUUGGUGGAGAGCCACAGUGCUGGUCUGAGGGCAGCUGUCUGCUUUUUGAUGACUCCUUCCUCCACCGGGCCUUCCACGAGGGCGGCGCAGAGGACGGCCCCAGGGUGGUCUUCAUGGUGGACCUCUGGCACCCCAAUGUGGCCGCUGCUGAGAGACAAGCCUUGGACUACAUUUUUACUCCAGGCCGCUUAGAGGACAAGGAAGGGAAAUAGGUGUGAGUGAGAAACCAUGUCUGACAGAGAGACAGACGGUGUUUAGGGAAGUGUCUGUAGGAUUGGGGAGCAACUCUUUUUCUGCUUUCAGACCAGCUCACACAUUCACUGUGUACAUAUUCUCCGUCUUAUACAGUAUCUCUCAUAACUCUUCUUAGCAGAUGACCAAACAUUGGGCCUCUUUUAUCAAUCAUGUUCGUGUUUCAGCCUGUAUUGUUGUGUAAAAGACAGCCACGCUUGAAAGUACCUACUUAAAUUCUCCAAAACUUAGUAGGAGCACGAUUGUUUAAGCAGCCAUUUCAUUUUUAUUAAUGCGUAUUGACACCAUGGCAGGGACAUUUCAGCUUUAUUUGUUGUUGUUUUAUUUUGAAUCUUUGCAUUAAAGAUGAAUGAAUGAG